CCUCCAACCCCAACAUUCCUCCCCUCUGGUAGAAAAGUCUGCUCACCAACCUGGAGAUUGUCCACGUUUACAGCAUUCAGACGCCACUCCGCUGUCCUGCCCCACAUCUGCAUCCUCGGCCCUCUGCGUAACGAUGUUUGCCUGUUGCACCGCCGUUUUCCUUCUUCUCGCUACGUGGUCUUCCGUGGAGUGUAAUCCCAGUCCUGUGCUCGGAGAUGUAGUCGUGGACAGAUACUCCAUGCCUAAAGUCUGUGCCAGAGAAUCGAAGACCGGGGAUUUUGUUCGGUAUCACUACAACGCCACAUUUGUCGACGGGAAAACAUUUGAUUCGAGCCACGAGAAAGGAGACGCAAAGGUGGGCCUGCUCGGGGAGGGCCGACUGAUCGCUGGCAUUGACAAAGGUCUGCAGGGCAUGUGUGUGAAUGAGCGCAGAAAACUCACAGUCCCGCCCCACCUGGCCUAUGGAAGCACCGGUGCAGGUGAUGUGGUUCCUCCAGACACCACCCUGGUGUUUGAUAUCCAUCUGCUGGAUCUGUGGAACAAAGCCGACAUGGUUGUUACAAAAACCAUCACCACUCCCAAAGACUGCAAGCGCUCCGUGAUGCGCACCGACUUUGUGCGCUACCAUUUCAACGGCACUCUGCUCGACGGCACGGUCUUCGACUCCAGCUACACCAGGAAGCAGACCCAAGACAGCUUAGUGGGCGAGGGCUGGCUGAUUAAGGGUAUGGAUGAGGGCCUGCUAGGCAUGUGUGUGGGAGAGAUCAGAAAUAUCAUCAUCCCACCCUUCAAAGCCUACGGAGAGAAAGGAUCAGGUAAAGAGAUUCCCCCUCAGGCGACCCUGGUGUUUGAUGUCCUGUUGGUGGACAUUCAUAACCCGAAGGAUAACGUCACCAUCGAGGACCAGGUGGUGCCUGAGUCGUGCACACGCAAAACCGUGGUUGGUGAUUACGUCCGGUACCACUACAAUGGUACCUUCCUGAACGGCAUCACCUUUGACACCAGCUACCAGAGGAAUAGCACAUACAACACCUACAUCGGGAUGGGGUAUGUGAUUGCAGGCAUGGACCAGGGCCUGCUGGGAGCCUGCACUGGGGAGAGGAGGAGGGUUAUCAUCCCCCCACACAUGGCGUAUGGAGAGCAAGGAGCUGGUAACGUCAUCCCCCCUUCAGCUGUGCUGGUGUUUGACGUUCACGUUAUCGACUUCCACAACCCCAACGACACGGUAGAAGUCAAGAUCACCUACAAACCCGAAGUGUGUAACGAGACCACCGGGGAGAACGACCUCGUCCACUACCACUACAACUGCACCCUGGUGGAUGGCACGCCACUCUUCUCCUCACACGAUUAUGACAACCUUCAGGAUGCAGUGCUGGGGUCGGACAAGGUGAUCGAUGGGCUGGAUGUGGGCUUGCGAGGCAUGUGCGUGGGAGAGAAGAGGGUGAUAACGGUGCCGCCUCACCUUGGCCAUGGAGAAAAAGGAGCCACUGGUGUACCAGGCAGUGCUGUGCUGGUCUUUGACAUUGAAAUGAUGAGCUUUGAGAAGGGAGUGCCACCCGGUUACCUGUUCGUGUGGAUCCAGGACAGUCCUGCAAACCUGUUUGAAGCCCUGGACGUCAACAAGAACGAAGAGGUGCCGCAGGAGGAGUUUGGGGAGUUCAUCAAGCUGCAGGUGGCUGAGGGCAAAGGACGCAUAAAGCCCGGACAGGUCAUGGAGCAGGUUAUCUCCGACAUGUUCAACAACCAGGACCGGAAUAAAGACGGAGUGAUCACGCCCGACGAACUCAAACUGAAGGUGGACGAGGACAAAGAACGGGAGGCGAGGCACGAGGAGUUGUGAUUAAGACAAGCGCUUUCAUUCUCUCUCAGGGAUAAACCCCAACAUCUUAAAAAAAACAAAACAAAAAAACAAGCAACGCGAGACUUUUUCCGCAUACAGCAUCACGGUUUAAUACUUUCUGUACCACAUCGGACAAUGUUUCGUAACGAGAAGAAAAUAGUGCAAAGGGUCUUUUUAGGUUUUUUUGUAAAGAUUUGUGUGUGAUUAUGUUUGUUUUUGAUUGUUGUAUUUCAGAAAAACAAAACAAGCACCUUUAUUUGUCCCUGAAAGUCACUUGGAAUAAAAUGUUUGUAAGAAAAAGAACCGUUUCAUUUUUUGUAUGUAUCCGUCUGACAGAUAACUGCACCAGUUUUAUGACCAAAAGAGAGGUCCACCAAUAAGCUGUUAGUAGUGGCUGAUAUCAUC
Messenger RNA from Larimichthys crocea (large yellow croaker), 2245 nucleotides. RefSeq names its product FKBP prolyl isomerase 10b (gene fkbp10b). Gene Ontology annotation, cellular component: endoplasmic reticulum. The transcript has 11 exons. Gene Ontology annotation, molecular function: calcium ion binding; peptidyl-prolyl cis-trans isomerase activity. Lineage: Eukaryota; Metazoa; Chordata; Actinopteri; Sciaenidae. The coding region runs from base 134 to 1840 and encodes 568 amino acids. The record is from RefSeq and is a predicted model, not a curated record.